AUGCAAGGCCCUAAUAUUUUCGAAGAUACUACCCGAAUUCCAACCAAACCAUCAGUCUUGCGAUCGAUUUUGUUAUCCAAAGCUCAUAAGAGAACCCAUUCUGCGGACGAAGUUAUCCCCUCGAAGGCUUCUCACACAGGCCACCCUUCGGGCAGCCCAUUCGUUUCUCCAGAAGACCAGUCCUAUGCUACUUUGAACCAGCAACCAUUGACAGAAAUCAUUCCUAACUGUGAUGGUGCCAACGCUGGCUCUCAGAAAUCACCGGCCAAAAGCGAGAAGACGGGCCUGCAUAAGAAGACGAAAAGUGCUGUGUCGCUGAAGUCAUUAAAGAGCUAUAUGGAACGCAAGGACAAUAAAACAGAGGAGCGGCUGGAAGAUGAAUCUGCAGACUUCAAGCCCAAAAAGGCCAAGUCUACCAACAGCCUCACUGCCAUAUUGAAGCGGUCCCAGCGGGGACGAAAAGCAGAUAGCAACAAGAGUAUGCGGGAUAAGGAAAACCAGAGUCCUACAGACUUGAUGGACAGCAUGCCUUCGCCGACCUGGAGUCAAUUCACAACAGGUUCGUUCCACAAGCAGGCGGAUGGAUCAAGCUCUCCAAACAGGCGUAGGACCUUUCAGGAAGAGGUCUCACUAUACACGCCUAAGGGAUAUGGACCGGCACAACAGCGUAAUUUCUACGAUUAUCACCAGCCGUCUCUGACAACCCGCACAAGUGGAAAGCCUCGCCCAAAAUCUGACUUCAUUGCAGCGAACCGUAAGGUGAAGGACUUUUUCGCACUGCCUCCGAAUCUCUCCAUUGAGAGAGCAGCACCAAUUGAUCAACUGAAUUCUAUCCCAUCCGAGGGACGCGGACGAUCUCGCGCGCUAUCAGGACCUGGCUCUCGACCGGUGACGGAACAGAAGCCAGAACAAAAUCCUAAAAGAAUUUCUCGUGUCCAGGCGGCAAUCUCGGCCUUCAAUGCGAAAGAACAAGAGGCUGAGCUGCAAAGAAAACUCAACGCGAAAGACCUCGAGAGCGAGUUUGAAAAGCUUCUGGACGCAAGAAACAUCCCCCACAAUAUGAGAGACAAGAUGAGGUCUUUGGAUACUAAUAUAAAGGCCGACUUUAUCCAAAAAGACAAAGCAGAAAACAGUACACCACACAGCGCGAGUACCAGUGUAUACACCAACGACAGUACGGGCCGCCGAGGGCGCAGAAAAGAACAGAAAGAAGACCGACAAGACCAGGACGCCAAAGGGUCUCGAUCCCGCUCCAGAAGCCGUGGAUUCUCGUUUUCCAAGGGUAGUUUAUCACCGACCAAGAAGCAGCGGCCAGAGAGUUUUAGUUCUCAUCGGCGGCCGAAGUCUGCCGAUUUCUCGCAUCCUACGUCACUCUCUAAGAUCCUGACCCCAACAGGUUCCACGACCUCUCUUUCUGCGACGGCCUGUCGGGAUACUGCUGCUGACCCAUCGGAUUUUGUUCACUACUUAAAAGAAAUCCAGAAACCAGAAAUGGUAGAGGUAGGCAAAGUGCAUAAGCUUCGAAUCCUUCUGCGAAAUGAGACGGUCAGCUGGGUUGAUACCUUCAUUGCGGAUGGUGGCAUGGACGAAAUCGUGCAGUUACUGUAUCGGAUCAUGAAGGUGGAGUGGAGGGAGGACCAUGAAGACAGUCUGCUUCAUGAGACAUUGCUGUGCUUGAAGGCGCUCUGUACCACAUCCGUUGCACUUCAACUCCUGACGAAGAUCGAAGGAGAGCUCUUUCCGGCACUCUUAAAAAUGCUAUUCGAUGAAGAAAAGAAAGGACCAAGCGAGUUUACCACUCGUGGUAUCAUCAUCAAUCUUAUUUUCACCCAACUUUCGUCGGCAGUUUCGUCUCAGGAUGCGGCGGCUCGGGCCAUUCGAAUUCUCUCCUACUUACGAGACCCUACCCCCCCGGAAGAAAACCAGCCACUGGCAUUUAUAGCGAACAUAUAUCAAACACGACCGUACCGAGUUUGGUGCAAAGAAGUCACCAAUGUGACUAAAGAAGUGUUUUGGAUCUUCCUACACCAUCUGAAUGUGGUUCCAAUUGUGCAUGCCGAUCCAGCCUUAAAGAGCUUUCGAGACCGGCAUUUCCCCACUCCCCGGCCUCCCGUCCCUGCUGCUCCUUACGUUGGUGGGGUGGAGUGGGAUGCUACCAACUAUUUGGCUGCGCACGUGGAUCUGUUGAACGGCCUUGUUGCGUCCCUGCCAACUGGCGAGGAACGCAAUCAGCUUCGCGCCGAACUUCGAGCCUCCGGGUUUGAGAAAGUCAUGGGUGGCAGUUUGCGGACGUGCAAGGAGAAGUUUUAUGCCUCUGUGCAUGAUUGCCUACGCACAUGGGUGGCCGCUGCCGUCGAAGAUGACUGGCCAUACCUAGCGGUCCGCGAAGGGCCGCCUCGACCUGUGCUUGGCUCGCCGACUAAAUCACCGGUCAGAGUGGCUGGGGGGAGCCCCCACAAAGGCCUUGUAGAUGAAAAGCCUCCCAAAUUGGAACUGGCGUUGGAUCUCCCAGCUAACAACCGAUUGUCGUCGAAGAAUGACCCGAUUGAUAACUGGGUCUAG
This is a messenger RNA of Aspergillus tanneri, 2562 nucleotides long. RefSeq lists its product as uncharacterized. The coding region runs from base 1 to 2562 and encodes 853 amino acids. Gene Ontology annotation, biological process: actin cytoskeleton organization. The record is from RefSeq and is a predicted model, not a curated record. The transcript has 3 exons. NCBI's taxonomy places the organism in Eukaryota, Fungi, Ascomycota, Eurotiomycetes, Eurotiales, Aspergillaceae. Gene Ontology annotation, molecular function: small GTPase binding; actin binding.